Molecule: messenger RNA, 201 nt
Organism: Ilex paraguariensis (yerba mate)
Lineage: Eukaryota; Viridiplantae; Streptophyta; Magnoliopsida; Aquifoliales; Aquifoliaceae
Source: the annotation of a GenBank genome assembly
AUGGCUGGCGUUCCUGGUACAGCAAGUGCUAUUUUUCGUGCUGUGAAAGAUGUGGGAGCUAAUGUUAUCAUGAUAUCCCAGGCUAGUAGUGAGCAUUCUGUGUGCUUUGCUGUGCCUGAAAAGGAAGUAAAAGCUGUAGCUGAGGCUUUGGAAUCUAGAUUUCGCCAGGCUUUGGAUGCUGGGCGCCUUUCUCAGUUAUAG